GUGCUGUCUCACCACUUUUUACCAGUGAUCCCAGUCCUCAACGCUAGUUAAUACCACCAACCUGUCAGAGUCAGAUGCUAACACACAAUGGAGCAAUUCAACAAACUCGCCGCACCUGCUGCUGUUAAACUUCGGCAGCUCCAAAAAAACAUCCAAGACAUUAAGGAGAAUGACGACAGCCUAUUCAACAGAUUAAAAAGGUUUCAAUCUGAACAAACUGCUCAUAUCCUCAAAACCGGGAGAAAUACGUUGGACCGAAUGAAGAAAAAAGGACCUCCAAAAGUACCAGAAAGAGACUAUAAAGAUGAAGAUCAGGAUAAUGAGAACUUCUCUGACUCUUUUGAAAGUGACACGUACGAAGAUCUGUGUGAUAAUGACACCAGCUAUGAGCCUCCACCGAGGUCAGGUCACAAUGUGAAGGCCUUUACUCUCAGCACGUCCAUUACGAACCCCAAAGGAGAGUAUCUAGACAGCUGUCGUGGUCGAGCCGUAAAACCAAACAAACCGAAGAACAAACCCUCACGACCGACCAAGGGCAGUGCGGCCAAUGCGGAUGAAGAAGAUUAUCUUGAGCCGGAGGAUAAAUCGGAGGAUGAUAAUUAUAUUGACCCCUCUCAAAAGACACCAAAUCGAGGGAUCGAUCCAUGUGUUCCCGCUCGUGCGAACAGUCCAGAUUUCUACGAGGUUCCUGAGAUAAAGGAGAACUCUCGGUCUAAGAAAAGCAGAAUUAACUCUACUCUACAGCCGAACACACAGAUGGCGCCCCCUAAAGUCAGCCCAAGAAUGCAUAUUAGAAAGUCAACUGUGACCCAAGAACCACAAUCAGAGGACGAGUAUGAAGUAUGUGACACGGACGAUAGUGUUAUUGAAAGGCCAGAGGAGUGCACAGAGAGCAGAAACCUGUCCAUACCUACACCACGACCACGAGAACUGAAGAAACCGAGUCCUUCUUUGAUGCCGACACCAAGCGUUCCUCAGAGAGAUAAUGAAGCAACAUUAACAAUUAUGCCACAAAGUCCACUGGACGCCAUGACAACCCCGCCACACACAGGUUUUCAUCGAGCAGGGAUGCAUCUACCUCCACAGUUGCCCUCUCAGAGCAGAAGAAUGUCGCCAUCAGAAAACAGAGCAGCUCGAGAUGCUGAAGAGAAAGCUGGAGUGUAUAAAAAGGUUUGGUACGCCAGCAGCUGUGAUCGCAAGACCGCAGAGGACGCUCUCAUAGGCUUGGCCGAGGACGGGACUUUCCUGCUCAGAAAGAGUUCAGGUGUGGACGCGCAGCAGCCGUACACUCUAGUGGUGUUCUACAACAGCCGAGUAUUCAACAUCCCCGUCCGCUACAUCGCUUCCACCGAACAGUACUCUCUGGGCAAAGAGAAACCUGGAGAGGAGCGUUUCAACAGCGUUUCUGAGAUUAUUCAAAACCAUCAGAAGAAUCCUUUAGUUCUGCUCGACUCUCAAAACAACACCAAAGACUGCACCAAACUCAAACACCCAGCGCAACUGUGAGGAACCAUUUGAGAUGGCAUGCAACGGUCAAACGUCCAUCUGAAGAUAAUGCGGAGACGUUUAAAACAUCGGACUGUCAAAUACAACGGCUUUCAGAGGGAACUGACAUGAAACAUGAAACUAGAUUCACAUUUGAACCGAAAUAAAAGACGUUGGAAAGAGCUCUACGUUGGCAAGGCUGGGACUUGGUGCUACUUUUAGAAGUUAUUGUUCCUGAAUGAAUUCCAUAGAAAAAGAAGAGAAACAAGUAAUGAUAUAAGACGAUACACAGUUGUAUAGUGUGUAUACUGUAUUAUAAACACAUUUUGUUUUCCUUUGGUAACAUUUGAUCUGUGUGGAGUACAAAUUAAGCAUUAAACGUUUAAAAAAAUAGUUAUUAUAUUAAUUAUUUGCAUCCUACAUCACUAAAUGGGGCAACUGGGGCUACUUGUCACAUGUAGAUAUUGUCACAAGGGCUAUAUUUCAGUAACUAUAAUAUUUGAUGUCAAAUCCAAUUUCACAAGUGCUUGUUUUCCCCAAGAGUGGUGUUUGUUUUUAUGUAUGUUGGUUUUAAUAACUUAGUUCAAAGCUGCUUUAAAUUUGAAUACAUUUUUGUGAUUUUGUUUUAAAAACAAAUGUUGUAAUGACUGUUGGUUAAACAA
Xyrauchen texanus (razorback sucker) is the source of this 2147-nucleotide messenger RNA. Its product is annotated as B-cell linker protein-like. Bases 88 to 1506 code for a protein of 472 amino acids. The record is from RefSeq and is a predicted model, not a curated record. Lineage: Eukaryota; Metazoa; Chordata; Actinopteri; Cypriniformes; Catostomidae. Gene Ontology annotation, biological process: intracellular signal transduction; cell surface receptor protein tyrosine kinase signaling pathway. The transcript is spliced from 23 exons.